CCACAACGCUGAAUCCGGCAGGAACCACGGAGGGAGACAUGUCCAAGCCGCCAAAUGAGAACGUGACCACAUACAAGCUGGUGGUGGUCGGCGAUGGUGGUGUCGGCAAAUCGGCACUCACCAUUCAGUUCUUCCAGAAAAUGUUUGUGCAGGAUUAUGACCCGACGAUAGAAGACUCUUAUAUCCAGCACUAUGAGAUUGAUGGCCAGUGGUGUAUUUUGGAUGUGUUGGACACAGCGGGUCAAGAGGAGUUCAGUGCCAUGAGGGAGCAGUACAUGAGGAAAGGAGACGGGUUUCUUUUAGUGUAUUCUGUGACGGACAAACAGAGCUAUGAGAAUAUUCAUAAUUUCCACACACAAAUCCUGCGUGUCAAAGACAGAGAUUCCUACCCCAUGAUUCUGGUAGCUAACAAAGUGGACCUGGUUCACCAGAGGAAAGUUUCAGAAGAUCAGGGGAAAGAACUCAGUACAUCAUUAAAGAUUCCCUAUAUUGAAACCAGUGCAAAAGACCCGCCUCUAAACGUUGAUGCAGCCUUCCAGGAAGUGGUCAGAGUUAUAAGAGAGCAGCCUGUAGAUUUAAAGGAAAGACGCCGGCGACGCAGGGGCAAGCGAGACUGGCGCUGUCACAUUCUCUGA
Molecule: messenger RNA, 635 nt
Organism: Liolophura sinensis
Lineage: Eukaryota; Metazoa; Mollusca; Polyplacophora; Chitonida; Chitonidae
Product: ras-related protein M-Ras-like
Exons: 5
Coding region: 39-635 (198 amino acids)
Biological process (GO): signal transduction
Cellular component (GO): membrane
Molecular function (GO): GTPase activity; GTP binding
Source: RefSeq, a predicted model, not a curated record